CACGUAAUAUAAUAGAAAUGUCACUUGAUAUAGAAAGACAAGAUAGUAUACCAGAGUUCUCAGAACUAUCAUUACUAGAAAAUGUCGUGGCUAUUCUCCCACAAAACUAUAAUUAUAUGGUUACUGAAUUUCAACAAUUUCCAAAUCAUAUUACAUCGGAAGGGUUUUCAAUUGAUCAUUUUGAAAUAAAAAUUUUUGUUAAUGUUGAUAAUGUUGAAGGCACACAUCAAUGGUUUUCCGAAUAUAAAGAAAUAUCAAAAGCAAUGAUGUGUGAAACAAAAGGAUUUCAAAUCCAAGGAAAAAAA
Molecule: messenger RNA, 305 nt
Organism: Racocetra persica
Lineage: Eukaryota; Fungi; Glomeromycota; Glomeromycetes; Diversisporales; Gigasporaceae
Source: the annotation of a GenBank genome assembly